GAUUAAAUGAUGGUCAAUGUCAUUCAACCGACUUGUUCUGAAUCCAGGUUGUUACGGACAUCACGCAGCCUGGCCUUGCAGUACACCUGGACUGAUGUCACAUACUGGAGACUGCAGGAUAAAAGGUAAAGACAAUGAUGGAUUUCCGGCCUCUUGUCCCAAUUUUCUUUUCUACACAGUUUCCUGGCAACCCGUCAAUCUGGUGAUAUGAAACUACUGCGCCCUCCCCUGCUACUCUGCAUACGCCGGGGUGCUCGAUGCCUGUAAUCCCCAUCCCCCGCCGUGUUCGUUCAUUCCACGGCCCCCACACCACUUGUCUACAUUCCGCCUGCGGACCGGUCCGGACCACAAACCUUGUGCGCACCAAGUACAACAACUUCGACAUCUACCUAAAGUCCAGAUGGAUGUAUGGAUUCAUCCGCUUCCUGCUGUAUUUCAGCUGCAGCCUCUUCACUUCCAUCCUCUGGGUGGCACUCUCGAUCUUAUUUUGCCUUCAAUAUUUUGGCAUCCGAAUUUUCCUACGCUUCCAGUACAAACUGUCCAUCAUCCUGCUGCUGCUAGGGCGGAGACGGUUCGACUUUAGCCUCUUGAACGAACUGCUUAUUUAUGGCAUUCAUGUAACCAUGCUGCUUGUCGGUGGACUCGGCUGGUGUUUUAUGGUGUUUAUAGAUAUGUAAAUAAAUGCAUGCCGAUGAAGAACACUGCUCCUUGGCAGAUGAAGUAUGA
Molecule: messenger RNA, 726 nt
Organism: Nanorana parkeri
Lineage: Eukaryota; Metazoa; Chordata; Amphibia; Anura; Dicroglossidae
Gene: TMEM250
Product: chromosome unknown C9orf69 homolog
Exons: 2
Coding region: 258-677 (139 amino acids)
Source: RefSeq, a predicted model, not a curated record